CUAGUCGCCAUGAUGAAUAGUGCGCUGCACUGUGAAGUAAUGGACUGCAAAAAGUCUAUUUCUAAUCUUUGAUAUAGGUCAUUGUUUCAAUUUGUAAUUGAAGCUACGCCAUCCACAGGAUGGAAGUUGACCAGCAUGAGCAAGCUAUGGAGACUGGUGGUUUUGACUCUGAAAUGGAUACUGCUGUCAGCAAAGAUGGUUCCAUUGAUCCAAGUAAGGAGUUGGGUGCUAAAGAAAAACUGAGCAGAUCCAAGACUAGCGAUGGUGAACAAAAUGACGUGAAAGACUCUAGUUUGAUUGUGGGAAAUGGCAGUCGUGAUUCUGAUGAUAGUUGUGAUUCCAGUAAAGAGAGUUCAGAUGGGGUUGAUGGUGAACUUGAGAAAAACAGUGACAAGCAGUCAAGACAAGAAUGUGUUAUGAAUGGCGACUUGUCUGAUCACAGCUCUCUGUCAAGCAGUAGUGAACAUGAUGCAGAAAGUGAAAAAUAUGAAGGCAAAGGACUGGACUUUACAGAAAAAAGUUCCACCUCUUCACAGAAUGGAAUGUCAGUUGAAGUAGAAUGUACCACCAUUAGUAAUUCAGGAAUUGUGCCUGAAGACCAAUCUGAAAAACUUUCAAAGGAUGAAGAGUAUAAGAGAGGUACUGAAAGUGAUGAUCAAAGUAAAGAAAGCAAACCUAAUGAAGAUAACAGCCUUAUUGGUGAUACAGAGGAGAGUGAAUGUAUUGAUGAUAAAGCAAAUGAUGAAACUGAAGGCAAAAGCAUUGGCAAAGAUUCAGAGAGAAUGGACGUUGAAGAAAAUCGGGAUGAUGACGACAAGAUCUCAGUUAGUGCAGAAUGCACUGAUGUACCGAGUAAAAGUGAUGAAGAUGAAACUGAAGUGAGCAAAUCAAAUGAAAGUGAAGAUAAAAUGGAAGUCUCUACAACUACUGUUGAAGAAGAAAAAAGUAAUAAGAAUGGAGACCGUUCUGAAGAGAGCAAAUCUGAUCAUUCUGAAAAUGAUGAAAAAGGCAGUGAAGCAGAAAGCUGUGCAACCAAUAAUGAAUCUGACAAUUCUAAAAAAGAUGGCAAAACUGAGUCCAAGCCGAUUGAAAUUAAUGAUGUUGAGGAUCGUGAUAGUUCUUCCAGCAACAUAAUGAAAGAUAAAAGAAGUAUAGGAGACAUUCUGUCUUCCAAAAAAGACAAGUCAUUUUCCUCAGAGUCAUCUCUUGUGGGUAACCCUCCCUUUAUAAAUGUCACAUAUUCUGCUCGGGGUCCAGUUCCAAAAGUAACUUCUAUUGGUAACAAUCUUUUGAAUACUUCAUCAUCUGUAAGAAUGGUGGUUCCCUCCUUGAAAUCUCAAACCCAUCCACAGUAUCAAAACCAAUUCCAGUUCUAUUUACAAGGUCCAGGUGGAAACAAUGCCAAACAGUAUGUGAGUGUUUUAAGUACUCAACCUGGAAUUCGAGCUCAAGAUCGUCAGAUUAAUAAUAAGCCUCAAGAGAAAAUUGAGCCCCCACGUCCACCACAAUCCAGCAUGGAUAUGAUAGAACUGUCAAGAUGGGAAGUAAAACAAGGGCUACAUAGAAGAGCAAGAAACACAAAAAUUAGACCAGAAUCUGAGCUCAGCAAUCUUGCAAGAUUUCUUCGCGACUUCGGGCAGGAUUUGGUGAAAGAAGCCGUCUAUAGUGAUCUGGUUAAAAUUCAACAAAAACGCAAUGCAGAAGGAAAGUUGAAGACUAAAGAAGCUGAAGAUUUCAAGAAGUUAAGAAAUGUUCAUCAGGAACUUCACGAAAAAGUUGGUCCAUGUAAAGUUCAUUUUAAUCGAAAGUGUUCAUGUGGCUUCAAAACCGAGUCCAUUAAUGUGAUGUAUUCUCACAAACAGCGUCCUCAUAUUGAUGUGUAUGAUAUGUGCUGUGCAUAUUGUUCUUUCGUCACAAGAAAUCCUCAUGCUUUCAAAUUUCAUCUUGAGGGCGAACAUAAUGUCAAACCCAUCAUAGAAAUGAAACCACCACUGUGGGAGUGUAAUCUGUGUCCUUAUGAACAUAACAUUAAAAACAAACUGACACAACAUAAAUUCAAAUGUACCAAGAACUUCAAACUGCAUCUAAAUCUUCAUCCAGCCUGGAUGCCUGGACCAGAGAUCAAUUUCUGUCUUGAGAAUAUGAUGUAUAAAUUACCUGUCGUUAAGACACCUCAAGCCCAGAUGUUCAACAAGCCGACUAUUCGUGCCCAGCCCAAAAUAGGUCCGCGUCCACCAGCACCAAGAGUGAGUGAAACCAUUCAGCAGAUCAAUGCUGCACGUGCACAGGCACAACAGAUGAUGAAGUUUGGUGGGCAGAGACCAGGCUUGGCACCAAAUGUGAAUUUCUUCCAGAACAAUUCUGCCAUGCAAAGAACUCCUCUUAGAACAGUGUCCUCUACCUUAACUGGAAAUCGCCCAGGCUUCCAUCUAAACAGGAUGCCUACAUCUUCUGCAAUGCCGUUGAUGAUGAAGCAACAGAUUAGAAAUCAGACGCCAAAAAUGUCUAUGGUCACACCAAAAUCUACAACCACCAAUGUCACUUCCAAGAUCAAUCAUCUGAUAUCAAUGAAUGACACGGUGCUGGAUAUAUCUACGAAGGGACAAAGCAAUUCAGGAUUUGAGAUAUGUGAAAUAUGUGGAGGAUAUGUUAAAGAUCGAGCAGCUUUGCGUAUUCACUUCUUUUAUGCUCAUCGAAUUGACAUGCCUUAUGCUGUCUUUGACCGCAUUCAUCCACCGUUGUACUGUGCUACUUGUUUCUCUCGUUUCUGGACUGCUCAGGGUCUUCAGAAGCAUCUUGAUGUCCACAAAGAGGAUUCUUCUGGCGGGGUUGCAGGAAAGUGUGUUGUUUGUGGCCACCGAGUCCCCAACAUCUUGAUGCACAUGAGGAUAGUGCACAACAAAGCUUUGAACAAUUUUUUGAAAGAAUGUAAAUGCAUAUUCUGUGGGACCUCAUUCCAGAACAAAACAAUUGUAGAAAACCACAUGGCAGCCAUACAUGGUGUCGUCGUCAAGUCUGGGGCUCCAGUUGAAUCUCCAUCCUCUAAUUCUCCACGACAGGCAACUGAAAAACAAGGACAACCUAGUCAAAAGUCUGGUACUGCUCUUGUAAAAGGCAGUGUGUGUGUAUUGUGUAAUCUGAAUUUCGGUCGCAAUGUUGAUCUGACAAGGCAUUGUAUGAAGGUGCAUCAUACUUGCAUGAAAUGCGGUAUGGUUGUUGCCGACAAAUUGUCUCUUAUGAAACAUACUUGUCUCGAAUCUGCCGCAGGCCUAAGAAACUGUGAACUCUGCGGGGAGAAAGGUUUUCAUCCCGCAUACCAUGUUAAACACAUCAGAGAUAAACAUUUGAAGAAGUGUUCUGUGAAAGUUAAGAAGUUAUUGAUGGAUAAGGAUAAUAAUGUAAAUGUUGGGCCUAGCGAUCGGUCAGUGGGAAAGCGUAAAUUACCAGCAGCUGAUGAAGUCAUUGAUGUUGAUAGUCAACCUUCGCCAAUUAAGAAAUACAAGCAGUGUAAGGAGUCAGUCAGGCUGUACAGGGAGUCCAUCCUGUUGGCAUCGGACAACGAUUCUGAUUCAAGUACUUCUAAGAAAAGAAAGCUCAGGGAUACCGAAAACCAGUCUGAAGAUGAUUCUCACAAAUCUGUUAAGAAGGCUAAAACUAAUGAAGAAAGUCAAUCUCAUGACAAAACUGAAGAUAAGAACACUAAUUCUGAUAUGGAUACUAGUGAUAAAGGAAAAGCAGAGGAAACAAGGUCAGAUGCUGAGGUCAAUCCCAGUGGUAGUGGUGACACUUGUAAGACUGAUAGUCUUAAAACAGCAAACAAAGAAGAAGAAAAGGAUACUUCUGAAAACUCUGAUAUGAAAAAGUCUACUCAGGAAGCAGCUGCCAGUUUCAAGAACUCUGAUGAUGCAUCUGAGAGUACGCAGGACAAAGAUGAAGCAGUUGAUAGUCCCAGCAGCAGUUCGGAACAAAAAGCAAAAGCUAGUCCACCACCAGCAACAAAACCCGAGAGUGUAACUCCACAGGAUGAAAGUAUUGCUAAUGAUGGCGAUAGUUCUAGUGAUGAAGGGGAUAGCAGUGCCUUCUGUGGCUUCCAGAGUCUGACGAAACCAGACAAGGACACAGACGCUGACAUUGAUAUUGAAAGUCUCAAUUCAGAUUCAGACUCUGACUAAACAUGACUAAAACUGCCUUGGUGUAUAUAUAUAUAUAUAUAUAUUCUCUUUUUCUUUUUUUUUUAGGUGGGAUGCAAUAUAUGUAAACACACACACACACAGCAUAAUCAUUUGUUGUGACAAAAGGUGUUAAAUUUCCAUCCAUUUUAACACCUUAAUAACUUGAGAUAGCUGUAUUCCGUAGCAUUGUUUACUUUAGAAGUAUUUCUCAUGCUAAAUCUGAAAUUUAACCAAAUAUUAUAAACUGCCACCAGUCUCGAAAACUGAAGUAAUGCGGCAUUAAUUUUGACUGUCCCAAAUAAUGUGUUGUGUAUUCCAUGAUAGAUUUGUUUGAAUUGAAGGGGUGUUUUUUUUUGUUGCUUUUAUGUGCAAGAUUCUUAACUGAUGUACUGUGGUACUUAAUUAUUGAAAAUCAUUGAAUGUUUGUUGUCUGGUGUCCUAUGGUGUUGUACAGUGAAUUCACGUAAAUCAUUGGUGUUUGGUUUCAUUGGCUUCACAUUGGGACCAAAUUUAAUCCUUUUUCCCCCAUUGUCUAUGAUCAGAGUAUUAAAACCAUGCAUUAACCCAGUUCUGGGCAGAAAUUAGAAAAUUGUAAUUAAUAAUAGUGUAUGUAGUCGUGCGUGUCUUGUAGUUGGGUAUCUUGAAGUUCUUCUAGUUCAGGAUUGGGGUUACAGUUGCAAAUUGACAUUUCAAUUUUGUGAAUAUGUUUCAUAGUAAAAUUGAUAGAAAGUGAGUAGCGUGUUUAUGAAGCUAUAUUUUAUUGACCUAUGAGCGUGAAAAUAAAUAUACAAAGAUUUUUUUACCAACUGAAUCCUGGGGGAUGUUAUUCGUUUUUCCUUUCAUUAUGAACCAAGGGUAGAAAUAAACAAUUUGUGCUGAGCAUACAAUACCCAACAUAAUCAUAACAAUUUCCAGACUUUUUUCCAUUAAUGAUAUUGAGCUGAAACUUGGAUUGCUUUAUCAUUUAGAGUUACAGAUCAUUUUGCCUUCAUGCAGAUUUGCCCAUUUUUGACAAAGUGAUGUUCUUUGAACUUGGAAAUACAAAGAUUUGUUGGGUGCAUUAGGAGACAUGUAUUUUUUUAUUAGUACUCGGAUUGCUUGUUUCAAAUAGUGUGUAAAUUGUUAAUGGCACACAGUAGCAACAAAAGGGAGAUAACUCUGAGUGGUUUGUGGAUAGGCUUGAUAAUAGGAUUUUGUUGUUGGUUAUAAACAUGUAUGCGAAGUGAGUAAUUGGGAUCUCUUCGUAACCAGUCCUAGACACCUGGAUACAGUCGAGGAAUUUGAGAGUGAUGAUACUAAUUUGAAUUUAUCAGUAGUGCCAUAAUGUCAGUGUUUUUGCAAAACUUGUUACAAGUUCAAACAUGAGGAAAUGAAAAGAACAACAAAUUGCUUGUAAUGUACUGUAUAAUGUUAUAAGUACAGUAUAUCACAAGCUGUAGUUUGUACUUUUCUGUCUGGGAAACUGCAUAUAAAAGAUCCUUUGAUGCUUUAUUAGUAGGAAUAGCUUAUGAAGCAGCAGUAGUUUCUCUGUUUACCAAAUGUCAAAAUAACUGUUAAUGUCACCACUAUAUUGAUUGAUUAAUUAUUGGCUGUUUCAAACGACGUAAAAAAAAAAUCAUCAGCAAGGAAACUUCAUAUGCACUUUACCACAUGCAGGACAGUACAUCCCACAGCCUUUGAUAUACCAUUUGUAGGGCACUGGCUGAGAUUGGGGGAAAAUACUAUCACAGAAUGGGUUGACCAUUCUUUUGAAUAUAGGUGUGUGUAUAUUCAGUGUUUCUUAUUGUCCUAUUAGUUGUAUGUAACCCAAACUGGAUUUGGUCUCCCAACAAUUUCAUACGUACGGAAAAAAAAAACCCAUAUAUAUAUAUAUAUAUAUACAUACAGAGGUUAUUACCAGUGUUUUUCGGUAUUGUCAAUAUAAU
Messenger RNA from Gigantopelta aegis, 6097 nucleotides. RefSeq names its product MOG interacting and ectopic P-granules protein 1-like. Lineage: Eukaryota; Metazoa; Mollusca; Gastropoda; Neomphalida; Peltospiridae. The transcript is spliced from 2 exons. Gene Ontology annotation, biological process: regulation of transcription by RNA polymerase II. Bases 120 to 4172 code for a protein of 1350 amino acids. Gene Ontology annotation, molecular function: DNA-binding transcription factor activity, RNA polymerase II-specific; RNA polymerase II transcription regulatory region sequence-specific DNA binding. The record is from RefSeq and is a predicted model, not a curated record. Gene Ontology annotation, cellular component: nucleus.